UGGGUAUAGCCAUGAGGCAAAAAAGACAGCUGAAGCGGAAGAGUGUGGUGAGAACAUGGUGCCGCCGCGGCCAGCAGGUUUCCAAGCAGGGAUUCGGGUAGCAGGAAGGCUUUGGGGGAUGACUGAAGCUAUCACCUUGCUAAUCCUUGCUGUCCAAACUGGCCUCAUUGAGCUGCAGGAGUUUGUGGAAGCACUUCCGUGCAGUUUCUCUCUGUCUCUUCCUGCUGAUCUUUCCAGCGUACAUGGCUUAUAUGAUCUGCCAGUUCUUCCACAUGGACUUCUGGCUUCUCAUCAUCAUCUCCUCCUCAAUCCUCACCUCUCUCCAGGUGCUUGGCACUCUGUUGAUCUGUUGUUCUCUUCAUGGUGGAGGAGUUUCGUACAGCUCCAGUGUAGAACAUGGAUGAAGUCAUAUAUUGUGUUGCGGUGUGCGUGGUGUGCUAUGGUGUAUCAGAGACUGUAUUUGGCGAGUGGAGUGUGAUGGGAAGCACCAUCAUCUUGGUCCACUCGUACUAUAACGUCUGGCUCAGAGCCCAGCUGGGCUGGCAGAGCUUCCUGCUCAGGAGAGAUGCUGUAAACAAGAUAAAAAGCCUCCCUACAGCUAGCAAUACACAGCUGGAGCAGUACAUCUCUCUUAUUACCUUUUAGUCGCAUUGGUUGAUGUGUUAA
Molecule: messenger RNA, 666 nt
Organism: Oreochromis niloticus (Nile tilapia)
Lineage: Eukaryota; Metazoa; Chordata; Actinopteri; Cichliformes; Cichlidae
Exons: 5
Coding region: 56-478 (140 amino acids)
Source: RefSeq, a predicted model, not a curated record